Betta splendens (Siamese fighting fish) is the source of this 3213-nucleotide messenger RNA. It is a transcript of the gene homer2, whose product is annotated as homer scaffold protein 2. The transcript is spliced from 9 exons. The record is from RefSeq and is a predicted model, not a curated record. Gene Ontology annotation, cellular component: plasma membrane; dendrite; postsynaptic density. Bases 341 to 1609 code for a protein of 422 amino acids. Gene Ontology annotation, molecular function: G protein-coupled glutamate receptor binding. Lineage: Eukaryota; Metazoa; Chordata; Actinopteri; Anabantiformes; Osphronemidae. Gene Ontology annotation, biological process: G protein-coupled glutamate receptor signaling pathway; regulation of store-operated calcium entry.
GCUACUUAUGACACCUGCACGGACUACGGGCUUAAAUGGUACCUGAACCUGUGUAGUUCACCUGUCACCGCUCGGAAUAAAUCUGAUUUUAUUAGUCGCUGUUCUUGAUGGAGCUGAGAAAAACCGGUGCUGCCUCACACCCAGACUGUUGGUCAGUCUGGGUCAGUGACUGUAGCUUGUCUUCUUUGCUAUCUCUAGGACAUUCUUCAUGUGUAAAAUUCUUUCAUGCCACACUGCUAAUUAUGAACUUAUAAGUGGGCUUUAUUUGAGCAGAGUCUCAGUUGGAUACGUGUAUUUAUUCCUGGAAGAUACAAGUUUAUCCUAAUCUGUCUCCAAGGUUAUGGUUAGAAGAGGGUGUGAUAUGAAGGUGGCAGAGUCAACACUGCCCACUCAUUGGAUAGUGGACUUUUGGAUUGUGUGUGUGUGUGUGUGUGUGUGUGUGUGUGUGUGUGUGUGUGUGUGUGUGUGUGUGUGUGUGUGUGUGUGUGUGUGUUCUGAUCACCUGGAAAUCAUCAGCUGGAGGUUGUGUGUACUCCCACAGUUUACAGGGGAGCAGCCGAUCUACACCACCAGGGCUCAUGUCUUCCAAAUCGACCCGAGCACCAAGAAGAACUGGGUUCCUGCCAGCAAGCAGGCUGUCACAGUCUCCUAUUUUUAUGACAGCACACGCAACAGCUACCGCAUCAUUAGCGUGGACGGAUCCAAGGUCAUCAUCAACAGCACCAUUACACCCAACAUGACAUUUACCAAGACGUCGCAGAAGUUUGGCCAGUGGGCUGACAGCAGGGCCAACACUGUGUUUGGACUGGGCUUUGCUUCAGAGCAGCAACUGAGUAAGUUUGCUGAGAAGUUUCAGGAAGUGAAAGAAUCCGCUAAGAUGGCGAGGGACAAAUCUCAGGAGAAGGCAGAAACCUUGAGUAAUCACUCACAGGAAUCUGGACGCGAGACGCCCUCGACCAACCAGGCGGCAAACAUCAACGGGACAGAUGAUGAGAAAAUCUCUCAUGUCGGGCCGGAGGCGGCUCUGCUGAAAAGCGAGAACGAACGCCUCAAAAGCGCAGUGGAACAGAGCAACAGCAAUGCCAAGAAGUGGGAAACGGAGCUACAGACCUUAAGAGAAAACAAUGCCCGGCUGGUGGAUGCGCUGCAGGAGUCAUCCGCCAACGUCGAGAGCUGGAAGAAACAGCUCAGUACCUGCAAGGAAGAGAGUGACAAGCUCAGAGAGAAGAUUGCAGAACUAGAAGCCCAGUGUAAUGAAGCCAAUCAGGAGAAGCAGAGAAACGCCCAGCUGACUCUACGAGUGCAGGAGCUGGAGACCGAGCUACAGGAUAAGGAGCAGGAGCUGGAAAACCUGAGAAAGCAGGCAGAGAUAAUCCCUCAUCUCAUGGCACAGUGCGAAGACAUCACCACAAAAUUGCAGGCGGCGGAGAUGAAAAACAAGGAGCUGGAGGGAAGGAUAGAGGGUCUUCAGGUGGAAAUAAAUGACAGUCGACAAAAGCAGGGCAGCAUGAAGGGAGAGCUGAAGAAGUUCAUGGAUAUUCUGGAUGGAAAGAUAGACGAGCUGCAUGAGUUCAGACAGGGGCUUUCCAAGCUAGGGGUGGACAACUGAGAAAAGUGGCACUAAGCUAAAAGGGUCAGAGGUCAGGUACAAACGAUUCACUACAGUUUGUCUUCAGAGCAGAAACUAUGUGGCACCUACUCCCCCAAGGUGAUGUCCACUCAGAAACUAUCAGCUUCUAAUAAACACUGUUAUGUGAAAAAGAUGUUUUUGGAGAGAGAGAGAGAGAGAGACCGAGAGACACUGGCAGACUAACGGAAAGGAAGCCCCGUGUGCUGCAUCGAAUGGCUUCAUUUUGUGUGCUGCUAAGCUAAAUCAAAAGUCACAGUUUAUUUAUCUGUUUCUGUGGGGGGUGAGGCUUUAAAAAAAGCUGGUGGUGGGUUUAUAGAUUCUAUUUUCUGAAGGCUGCUGCACACAAGCAGUAGAAGAGUAGACAAGGGGACUAAAAAGGGCUAAAUAAAAUAGGAAGAGACGAUGCUGUUCAGCAUCACUCAAGUAAUAAUUGGUGUUAUUCCUUGUUGCCCCCUCCAGAGAAUUAGUUGAAAUUCAUCUACAAAAUGUCCUCGCUGUUGCUUCUUGUCUAUCUCAGGUGUGUUGGAAGAUCGUUUGUAUUGAUGCGAUCUUAUGCACGUGUGCACCGGCCAUGACACAAAGUGCCUCCGGGAGAACUGGCCAAGAGACCACCACCUUGACAAGUAAAUCAAAAGCGAGUGCAAGCAGACGAGCCCAUCCUAAGCAUGAUGGACAUCACCGUGGUGCCAAACUCAAACAACACAACAGGUGUGCACCAAAGCAACUCUGAUAAGGGACUACAGCAGGAAUUCACCAACUCCUCUGGGUUGUUUUCAAGCACCAGGCAUUUUGAUUAUAUUACUAUAAAGAAGGGAAACUCUCCCGCCUCAGGCCUUUUCCUUUAGAACCAUCCAAAACUAAUAAUAGGAUCUCCAUCUUGCCCUAAGUGUAGUGUAGUGUUUAAAGGACUUUGUGUGUGUGCGUAAAAGUAUUCUCGUCUCAUCAUAGAACAAAGAUGUGUCUCCAAAGCUGUCUAUGUGCUACAUAUUAGUUUUUGUUAUGGUGGAGGUGAUAUGAAGGGUGAAGGGACUUACUGUAGUGCUGCCCUAUGGGUAAAUAAUGUGGCUGUGUACUGGACACAUUUGGAUAAUAAGGGCCUUUUCAAACCUUGUCCAAUUCUUUGAAAUGUUUGUUUUAUUGUAUUUUUUUUUUAGAGCUAGCAUUUCUAGAACAACCAGCUAAAUCAACAGUACCUUAACUCGACGUCUUCACAGAUGUACAGUAAUGUAUAAAACCAAACCAGGAUUCAGACACUUUGAAAGAUCUGUUUGCAGCAUUGUACCUGUCAUCUUCAAACCUGGUACAUUUGAAGUCAAAGGCAUGAGUCGAGGUGGCAGAUCUACUGAGUUAUACUAUGAUUCUAUUUUUCACUACUGUUUUAAUCUUGUUAUAAGAUUUGAUUAUGUAUGAAGGGACUUUUGCUUGUUGCUGUCUUUCUGUUUAGCUGUGCUCAUAAAUCACCUGAACCUGGAUAGCAACAUAUGAUCCUUCCUUCUGAACCAAUGCCUCUUGUGCACUUUUGUGACUUCUGUUCAAUAUUGUAUAAUAGAACUGACAAUUGUUAAAAUUUAGUUUAAUUACAA